UCAAAAGAUAGAUAUAAAGUAGAACAAAAAGCAUUUGAGUCUCUCUCUCUAGAUCUCUCUCAUCUCUCCGGAGAGAUAUGCAAAGAGAGAACUGGGGGGAUAAGAUGAGCAUGUUGGUGCUGACAUUGAUAUUUAUAUAUAACUUUUUGGUGGUGUUUCAGCAGCAAGCAGGAGCAGUAACAGUUGUGAAAGGCUCGAAAUGUGAUUAUUUCCAGGGGAGCUGGGUGGCUGAUAAAACUUAUCCUUUGUACAAUGUCUCUUCAUGCCCUUUUAUCGAAAGAGAGUUCAACUGCCAGAACAAUGGCCGCCCGGACCAGCUUUAUCUCCAUUAUAGAUGGCAACCUCAUGCUUGUAACUUGCAAAGAUUCGACGGACGAGAUUUCUUGGAGAAAAUGAGAGGGAAAAGCAUAAUGUUUGUAGGAGAUUCACUGAGCAGAAACCAGUGGAACUCAUUGGUGUGCUUGAUUCACUCUGCAGUCCCUUCUGCCAAAUACACGACUUCUUUACUCGGCGAUGUUGCCACCCUCACUUUCACGGAAUAUGGAGUUAAAGUGAUGCGGGAUCGGAAUGUAUUUUUAGUGGACUUAGUGAGAGAGAAAAUCGGAAAUGUGUUAAUACUAGACUCAGUUGAACAGAGCAGCAAGCUCUGGAAUGGAAUUGAUGUAGUAGUGUUCAACACUUGGCAUUGGUGGAACCGGAGAGGACCAACACAACCAUGGGAUUACAUCAGAGUUGGAAACAAAGUGUACAAAGACAUGGAUAGGCUGGUUGCUUUCGGAAUAGCUCUAAAUACUUGGGCUAAUUGGAUGAACACCAAGUUUGAUCCUAGCAAAUCCAAGGCAUUUUUCCAAGGGAUUUCACCCUCCCAUUACAAUGGGACCGAGUGGGGAGAACCAAAGGCCAAGACUUGUAAAGGACAAACCCAACCAAUUUUGGGCCCAACUUACCCAGGAGGAAUGCCACCAGCUUUAGGAGUUUUAAAGAAAGCCAUUGCAAAAAUAACGAGGCCCAUUACGUUGCUGGACAUUACCAAUCUUUCCUUGUUGCGGAAAGAUGGACAUCCUUCGAUUUAUGGGCUUACGGGGGCCCAAGGAAUGGACUGCAGUCAUUGGUGUUUAGCCGGAGUUCCAGAUACGUGGAAUCAGAUUUUUUACAAUUAUUUGUAGAUUUAAUUGGUUGAAUAAUAAUUUAAUAAGUCCGGUUUGAUGGACAAAAGCAUAUUAGAAUAUUUUUUUUCCGGCAUUUUUGUACCAGAAUAUGCUACCUAGUGGUAUACAAUAAACUAAAUCAAAUA
Messenger RNA from Daucus carota subsp. sativus, 1294 nucleotides. RefSeq names its product protein trichome birefringence-like 41. The transcript has 5 exons. Lineage: Eukaryota; Viridiplantae; Streptophyta; Magnoliopsida; Apiales; Apiaceae. The coding region runs from base 78 to 1166 and encodes 362 amino acids. Gene Ontology annotation, cellular component: Golgi apparatus. The record is from RefSeq and is a predicted model, not a curated record. Gene Ontology annotation, molecular function: O-acetyltransferase activity.